AUGGUGGAGGGGCUGCUCUGGCUCAGGACCACGGAGAGCAGCCGGGUGGGUUGGUGCUGGCUUUGCCGUUGCCUGGGGCUUCAGGAUGCAGUUGUGUGCCUCUUCCUCAGAGCCCUGUUCCAGAUCUCGGCGCAGAUGGGCACAGUGGGCACCCUGGGGCAGGCUGGGCUGAGGUGGGUGACCGGCGUCCGUGGCACCGCCGGCCUGGAUGGAGGGAUCCGGAUAAAGAAGGGCCAGGACCUCAGGGUGCAUCUGAACACACCCGAGGAGGCUGUGGAGCUGCUCCGCUUCAGCUCUCAGCUGUUUCUCAUCACUGGGGAUGGCAUGAGGAGCCUCAGUCACGCUCACAUCCCUUCUGAGGCCCAAUCCUGUACCGACAAGGAAGUGUCCCGCACUUGGGGCUGGCAGCUGUGCACUGAAGUGAGCUGGCCUCCAGCCAGGCAGCCCUACCUGCUCUCCGUGCCUGUGUUUGCAGCUGUGAUGCUGAAGAAGCAGGACCGGGGGCUCCAACACUAUCUGCUGGAAGCUGCCUAUACCCUCCACCACCCGAAGGACUGCUGGCUCCCUCAAGAAGCCUCAGCGCACGUCUUCAUGGGCACGCCCAGGUCGGAAGUGCCCAGGGACGUCGGGGUGGAUGUCAGCUACAGCUGGCCCCAGAGGAAGUUCCGGCUCAAGCUUCUCCAUCCCAAGAAGAAAAUUGAGCUGGAUGGAAAGUUUGACAUUCUGCAAAGUGCCUGCAUGGGUCACCUGGAACUGAUACUGGACGACAGGGACGUCUACUACAUCAAGGGCCGGAGCAACCUGUGGCCAGCAGCAGGUGGUGAGGCUCAGCGGAUCGAGGCCCAGCUGGAGGUGAAACUGGUGACAUCGGGCAGCCCUGUGGUCCUCGCUGGGAACCUCAGCCGGCAGGCAGGCAGCAGGCUGGCCUUCUCCAUGUCACUGAGCAACCUGCUGAGUGACCAGGCCCACGUGUCAGCACUGCUGGCGAAGAAGGCGGAGGAAGGGCAGCAGGUGGUGGCUCUGGGUGGCGAGCUCUUCGUGCCAGGGCUUGUGGGGCUGCGCACCCUAGGCCUGCUGCAGCAGCGGGCCCGCCUCUGGACCAGCUCCCUGAGGAUCAAGUAUGGCCUCCUGGGUCAGGCGAAGCAGCUGGCACAAGAGUGCAGCACCAGGCAGAAACUGCGGGUGGAGAGCGGCUCAGAGGCCACCUACAAGCUGCAGCUGGACCUCGAGCUCCACUGCACGCAGAUCCCAGCAUUCAGCCACAAGGUCCAGCUGCGGCAUGAGGAGGGCUCAGGCCACCUCCACUGGGAGCUGGAGGCGAGCUAUGGGAGGCGCUGGGAUGACAGCCGCAACGAGAGGCACCUCUGCAUCAGCCAGACCUUCCAGAACGACUCGGGCCCAGCCCUGAGCAAUUACUUCAUGGAGUUUGUGCUGCAGGUGCCCGCGAGGCAGGUGGAUUGCCAUACGCAGCUGCACCACUUGACCCUCCGCCAGCCCCACGUGGAGAGCAGCACAUACGUGAAGGUGCAGUACAAUGGGCGGCUGCCCUUUGUGGCAGGCUUGCAGUGGAAGGACACAUCCAGGGCCACCCUGUGGAAGUGGGAAGGAGCCUUGAACCUGGAUAGUCCAUGGCUGAUGGUCUCGGCGGCUCACAGGCUGUACUGGCCCCACCGAGCCACGAUCCAGGCUGUUUUGGAGCUGACGCUGGGCAAGGCCUGGACCCUCAAGAAUCUGGUGAUGAACAUGGCCUGCAAGAGCCAGGGCCUCCACAGGGAGGGCAAGAUCUACGUCUACACCCCAGCUACCACCUACCUCCAGGUUUCCACAGUGACAGCCGUGGCACAGAGCAUCUUUCGCAGCUGGAGUAAAGUAGAAUCAGCCUGGAGUGCAGCAAUGCAGGGUGAGAUCCAUGCCGAGAACAGCCAGGACCGUAAGAUCCUUCACGGCUGGUUGAAGGGCCCCCAGCAGGAGUUGAAUUUAACGGUGGCUUACAGGCAUACAGAGCAGCCAUGGAAGAACCACGUGUUGCUGAUGGCUCUGGGGGCCAGUGCCGAGGGCCAGCCUCAGGGCCUGCAGCUGGAGGGCGAACUGGAGGAGCUAAUGCAAGACAGGAGGUUGUACCAGAAGCAGGGGACUUUCUUCCUUAGGCACCCGUGGACUCUGCCCAUCCCGCAAAGCAUCCUCCUGCAGGAGACCUUCACGGCAGACAGGCAGCACCAGCGUUACUCCCUGGAGACGAGGGUUGUUCUGGAUGGCCAGGAGGAGACCCUGCAGACCGUAGUCCUGGGCUACCAGGCUGGGCACCCAUAUGUGUGUGUGUGUGUGGUUCACCCAUACAACAGCAAGGCCAUCCCCAGGAGCUUGGAGGGGUGCGUGGUUGCGUGGAACCGGCACAUCGCUAAGAACAAGGACGUCGAGGUCACUCUGAAAGUCAACCAGAAAGUCUUGCUGCACUUGAAGGGUCUGCACCAUGACCGAUCUCGGCGUGGGGAAGUCUGGCACAGCCUGGCCCUGGAUGUGGCUCACUCCUCCCAGAUACCCAUCCCCGCAUCGGGCAAAUGCUGGCGGAGUCACCAGGGAGCAUUUGACUGCGGUGUGGAUGCACGGGCUGCCAUCAACCACAAUGUCAUGUCCCAGGUGCAGGCAGCUGCUGGGCGCUACAAAGAGCACAACCUCAACAGCUCCCUGUCUGUGCACGUGUCUGGUGAGGUGCUCGUUCUGCUGGAGGCCACUGCCAGCCAGGAUACCUGGAGGAGCAGCCGGGGCUGGGGCAUGAGCGUCCUUCUCCGCCAGGAGGUCCUCAGAGCCCCCAGAGCUGUUCAGCUGCAGCUGUCCGGCAAGGUCGCCCCAGACAGGAUUUGGCUGUUUUCCAAGGCACUGCUAGACCAGAACACAGUGCAGCUUUUUCUCAAGGCAUCUGAAGAGCAGAGGGGAGGCCAGGUCCUGACCCUGCAGAGCCAAGCCCAGCAUACCUGGGCAGCCAUGCCCCGUCUUCUGACCCUCACAGGUGUGCUGAAGCAGAAGGAGACACUCACAGAAGGUACCAUCAAGGUCACUGCCGACUCAGCUGUGCUGGGAUUCCUCUUGCGGGACAAGCAUGAGAAGGCAGGGAACAGCACCAGUGUGCACAGUGUGACCUGCAUCCUUGUCCAGAAUGGCAGCCGGGCCUUGCCAGGAGAGCUCCAGCUGAGGGGGCGACUGCAGGCUCAGAUGGGGAGCCUUGAGGGCCAGGCCAGCCUCCAUGCUGACACGGCCAGCCUAGCUCUGGGUGGAGUCUGCAUCUGGGGCCCUGGGCACGGCCAGCUCUCGGUCACACUGAGUCACAACAUCAGCACCUUGUGA
Messenger RNA from Lipotes vexillifer (Yangtze River dolphin), 3342 nucleotides. Lineage: Eukaryota; Metazoa; Chordata; Mammalia; Artiodactyla; Lipotidae. The record is from RefSeq and is a predicted model, not a curated record.